AUGUUUGGUUGUGUUGUUACUGGCAGAUUGAUUCAGAGUGAACCCCGUCAAGUUAGCCAGACACAUUUCGUUUUCGAUAUACCCAAUGCAGAUAAUGUGAAUCAUGUAGUCAUAUUUUUAUUGGGGACGAUUCCAUUGCCUGAUGGCUUUGGCGCUUCCAUAUUCUUUUGUUGGCCAUCACCUAAUUCUGAGCCCGUAUGGCAAUUACUUGGCUACAUCUCAAAUCAGAAACCUAGUGCAAUAUUCCGAAUUGCUAAAGCCAAAGAUAAUUCUCUUUCUAACCAGACUAAUACAUUUUCAGUACCUAAUCAAUUUAUCAAUAACAACAUUGCUCAAAUUGGAUUGUCAAUAGAGCGGUUGGAUGAGUUAAUGCAACAAACCCCUGUCAGUGGUGCUAUGCCUUCCAAUUUGGAUUCUUUUGCUCAGUUCACCAAUAAAAUGUUGGAAAACUUUUGUAAUUACGCUACCUCUUUUGCUGUUACACAAGCACAAAUGAUGCCUGGCUCUAACCAUGCAUAUGUUCCUGUGGAAGUAGUACAAAGGUGGUUUGAAAAUUUUCAAAAACGAAUGGCCGCUAAUCCAAAUUUUUGGAAAUCUUAA
Trichoplax adhaerens is the source of this 600-nucleotide messenger RNA. RefSeq lists its product as uncharacterized. The coding region runs from base 1 to 600 and encodes 199 amino acids. The transcript is spliced from 2 exons. Gene Ontology annotation, biological process: protein import into nucleus. Gene Ontology annotation, cellular component: cytosol; nucleus. The record is from RefSeq and is a predicted model, not a curated record. Gene Ontology annotation, molecular function: nuclear import signal receptor activity; Hsp70 protein binding. Lineage: Eukaryota; Metazoa; Placozoa; Uniplacotomia; Trichoplacea; Trichoplacidae.